AUGCUGCUCAGAGCUGCCCGAUCUCCAUGCUGGCGCACGACGCGGUACGCACAUCCGAGCUUCGCCGGCCGGGCACGGUGGAUGACUCCGAAUGGCAUCCAGCUGCGCGUGUUCACCUCGGGCAGUCCAUGGCGAAAGCAUACACCGGAAGGCAGAGACCCGAACUUCCUGAAGAAUGACUCCACACCCGUUGCGACCGCGGCCGAAUUUGCAAAUGCCAGUAUUGUCGAGAAGCCACCGGGUAGCGAGGCAAAGAGCACUCCGAAGAAAGACUUGCUGAGUGAGUCAUCUAUUGCAAGCAAGGAACAGCGCAAGGCAGACUGGGCUAUCAUGCGGGAGAUGGCCAAAUACCUGUGGCCAAAGGAUGAUUGGGGAACCAAGCUCCGGGUUGGCACAGCAUUGUCACUGCUCAUUGGUGCAAAGAUCCUUAAUGUCGAGGUACCAUUCUAUUUUAAGAACAUUGUCGAUUCCAUGAACGUCGACUUUGCGACCCUCGGAGGCACGGCCUACACCGUGGCAGGCUCAAUGAUCAUAGCUUAUGGCGCAACGCGCAUCGGGGCGACCAUCUUCCAGGAACUACGUAACGCAGUCUUCGCGAGUGUCGCGCAAAAGGCCAUACGCAAAGUGGCCCGAAAUGUGUUCGAUCAUCUUCUCAGACUGGAUCUCAACUUCCACCUCUCGCGUCAGACGGGCGGCCUCACCCGUGCCAUCGAUCGCGGAACCAAGGGUAUCAGCUUCUUGCUCACCUCUAUGGUUUUCCAUGUCGUACCGACUGCCCUCGAGAUCUCGCUCGUGUGCGGUAUUCUUACCUAUCAGUAUGGUUUCCAAUUCGCUGCCAUCACCGCUACUACGAUGCUUGCGUACACGGCAUUCACCAUUACCACUACAGCCUGGCGCACCAAGUUCCGCCGACAGGCCAAUGCAGCUGACAACCGUGGCGCUACUGUCGCCGUCGACUCGCUGAUCAACUACGAGGCCGUCAAGUACUUCAAUAACGAGAAGUUCGAGGUCGCCCGCUACGACAAGGCGCUGAAGAGCUACGAAGAUGCCUCGAUUAAAGUCACUACCUCCCUGGCCUUCCUGAACUCCGGCCAGAACAUGAUCUUCUCGACUGCGCUGGCCGCAAUGAUGUAUCUGGCAGCCGACGGCGUCGCUACUGGCGCCCUGACCGUCGGCGAUCUGGUCAUGGUCAACCAGCUUGUCUUCCAACUCUCCGUGCCGCUCAACUUCCUCGGCUCCGUGUACCGCGAACUGCGUCAGUCUCUGCUGGACAUGGAGACGCUGUUCAACCUGCAGAAGGUCAACGUGACCAUCCAGGAAAAGCCCAAUGCCAAGCCGCUCGAACUGACGCGCGGCGGCGAGAUUCGCUUCGAAAAUGUCACGUUCGGCUACCACCCGGACCGUCCAAUCCUGAAGCACGCGACGUUCACGAUUCCGGCUGGCUCGAAGUUUGCCAUCGUGGGCCCUAGUGGCUGCGGCAAGUCGACGAUCCUGCGCCUGCUGUUCCGCUUCUACGACACCCAGUCGGGCCGCAUCUUGAUUGAUGGCCAGGACGUGCGCGACGUGAGUAUCGAUAGCCUUCGGCGGGCCAUCGGCGUGGUGCCGCAGGAUACCCCGCUCUUCAACGACACGAUCGGCCACAACAUCCGCUACGGUCGGAUCGAUGCAUCAGAUGCAGAGGUGCGUCAGGCCGCUGAGCGCGCCCGCAUCCACGAGCUGGUCGAGCGGCUGCCCGACGGAUAUGAGACGGCAGUUGGCGAGCGCGGCAUGAUGAUCUCGGGCGGCGAGAAGCAACGGCUGGCGAUUUCGCGGCUGCUGCUAAAGGACCCGCAGCUUUUAUUCUUUGACGAGGCGACCUCCGCACUGGACACCUACACGGAGCAGGCGCUCCUGCAGAACAUCAACGGCAUUCUCAAGGAGAAGAGCCGCACGAGCGUGUUUGUUGCGCACCGAUUGCGGACGAUCUAUGACAGCGACCAGAUCCUGGUGCUGAAGGAUGGGCAGGUGGUGGAGAUGGGGUCCCACCGGGAGCUCUUGGAUCUGGAGGGCGUUUAUGCGGAGCUCUGGAACGCCCAGGAACUGUCGCUGGCGCACGAGGAGGACGAGACGCGGCAGGAGCAGACGAAGACACCUGAGUGA
Molecule: messenger RNA, 2139 nt
Organism: Penicillium canariense
Lineage: Eukaryota; Fungi; Ascomycota; Eurotiomycetes; Eurotiales; Aspergillaceae
Gene: atm1
Product: ATP-binding cassette Fe/S cluster precursor transporter ATM1
Exons: 7
Coding region: 1-2139 (712 amino acids)
Biological process (GO): transmembrane transport; intracellular iron ion homeostasis
Cellular component (GO): mitochondrial inner membrane
Molecular function (GO): ATP hydrolysis activity; ABC-type transporter activity; ATP binding
Source: RefSeq, a predicted model, not a curated record